AUGGAGUUCACCAACGCGGUAGCUGCCGACUUACCCUACCUACGCGGCGCACUUAACAAUGCCCCUGCCUGCUCGGGGCGCACGAUCGACACAAUACAUGUUCAUAAUGGAUUGGCAAUGCCUGCUGCCGUUGAUGCUGCAUUCAGCCGGCUACCUCAUCACGCCGGUGCAGCUCCGAUCUUUCAUGGCCAGCCUUGGUACUCCAACAUUGCAGUUGUAGGACAGGAUGAUGCUGGGACAGAGGAGGAAUGGUACGCCAAGUUGCUCAUAUUCUUCCAGGUCCGCAUUGGGAGGUUGCUGGUGCCGUAUGCUUUCAUUAAGUAUUACGACUUAGCUCCCACCAAAGACGGUGCAACUGGUGGCAAAACACUACGAUGGGAAGCCGCUGGUGAGCGCUAUCGUGUGAUUGCUGUAAAUAGUAUUCUAAGGGCAGUAGAAUCGGUAAGGACAGCGCCAGACGAGGAUGUAUGGCUUGUUAACCGCUUCAUGUUCUAG
Closterium sp. Naga37s-1 is the source of this 495-nucleotide messenger RNA. Lineage: Eukaryota; Viridiplantae; Streptophyta; Zygnematophyceae; Desmidiales; Closteriaceae. The record is from the annotation of a GenBank genome assembly.